This is a messenger RNA of Bacillus rossius redtenbacheri, 1789 nucleotides long. RefSeq lists its product as uncharacterized. Lineage: Eukaryota; Metazoa; Arthropoda; Insecta; Phasmatodea; Bacillidae. The transcript has 2 exons. The record is from RefSeq and is a predicted model, not a curated record. Bases 74 to 1177 code for a protein of 367 amino acids.
CAACACUCAGUUGGGCGGCGGGCACUGCGGCAGCUGACUGCAGAGACGACAAACGAGAAAGGUUCGGACGAGCAUGGACGAGUCCGACCUGCGCCGCCGCCGCCGCCGCCCGGACUCGGCGAGCCUGGAGGCGGAGGUGGCGGAGCUGCGCGGCAGCCUCGCGCGCAUGACGGCCACCGUCGACAAGAUCUACAACGUGGUGAAGAUCAUCUACUGGGACGGCCAGCGCGCCGCGCCGCCGCCGCCGCCACAGUCGCGUCCAGCCCCUCAGGGCCUCCUGCGCCAGGUGCUCACCAGGUCCCACCUCAAGGCCGCGACGACGCGGGACCCCCCGAGCCGCAGGGGGCGCCACCGCGGCUGCCGGGUCGCCUUCGACCUGCUGGGACCAUCCGCCGCCGCCGCAGCCCCGCCCGUCCGCCCCCGGGCAGACCGCCGCUCCUCCGGGUACGUCGACGACUCCACCUUGCGGUGGGCCGAGCUCCUGCCGAGGCUGCUCGACGGACCCUCGCGCUUCGAGGGCGAAGAGUACUUCACCGGCUGCCGGCAGCCCCGUCCUCCCCGGGACGCCCCCGAGGACGUCUUGCAGCCGAUAGUCGAGGGGGACCACGAGUUUCCGACGGGAAUUCCCGUCGUCGUCGUCGUCGGACCCGACGUGACCCCUGAUCAGGCUUCAAGCGUCGACCCGCUCGGACCUGCUGUCCGGCACUCUCCCCGGGUGUCAGAGACCGCGAAGAUGCACGUCCCGAGCUCCAGGCCCGUUCCCGUCUCGUCCAGCGCAGGAUUCUCGGGAGGAACCGCCGACGGGAGCGAACUCCAGGACCUGUCCGGCGGAUGUUCCCCUUCGCCCGGGGAGACGAAGUGGACCUCCAGUCUCGAUCCGACCCCGGGAUCGACGGCGCAGGACUCCAGAGCGACCGGGCUGGUGGCAGGAGCGGCUGGCGUCGCGAAAACCUGCUCCAAAGGAGGAAGCUGUCUCGUGCUCGUCCACUGCCAAGGUCUGCUGGAGCGGAUGUUGAAAUGUGGCUGUGCGAGCGAUGACUCGGCGAAUCAGCAGCCUGCAAGCACCUCUACUGAUGGAACCUCUACUGAUGGAACCUCUACUGAUGGAACCUCUACUGAAGGAACCUCGACUGAAGGAACCUCGACUGAAGGAACCUCGACUGAAGGCACGCCAUAAUGUAAAGAUUAAGACUCAGCUGGUGUUCAGCAGUGUUUAUUAAACGUGACGACCCAUUCGGGUGACAAAUAUUGACCUUCUUUUAUUAAUACGUUUUCUAGUCAUCAGAUUAAUUUUAGCUUGUUAUGCAGGCGUGUAUAAAAUAAUUACUUAAAUGCAAUUAAUUAUUUUUUAUAACAUAUUAGUCAUGCGAGAGUAUUUUAAAUAGCCGAGAGCUCAAUUUUAAUGAGUACUGUUUUUUUACGUCGCGUUUCUCAAAGUAAAAUCAUUUUACAAAAGAUUUUAAAAAUUUAAUUGUGUUAGUUGUGAAAAAAAAUUCUACGUAAGUGUUAAAUGUUCACAUUGAUCAAGUGAUAAAUCUUUAUAUUUCACGGAAACGAAGCCUAGUGCACUAAACAAGAUGUCCUGUAUUAAUUUAUGUAUGUAUUUAUGUACUUGCUCUAAAUCUUGCUUACUUAAUUUUCUGUUCGUUAUACAUCAUAUAUUAAAGGUGUUUUGUAUUCUUGUACGCCUAUAUGUCACUUCAAAAAUAACUUUGAGCGAUUGAAAAAGUUCUUUCAAGUGAAGGAUAUGUGAUACUCAAAAUAAAUUUACAUCUCUUAAGUGCAGAAA